Molecule: messenger RNA, 4077 nt
Organism: Drosophila novamexicana
Lineage: Eukaryota; Metazoa; Arthropoda; Insecta; Diptera; Drosophilidae
Exons: 1
Coding region: 1-4077 (1358 amino acids)
Biological process (GO): apoptotic DNA fragmentation
Cellular component (GO): nucleus; mitochondrial inner membrane
Molecular function (GO): metal ion binding; RNA endonuclease activity; nucleic acid binding
Source: RefSeq, a predicted model, not a curated record
AUGAAGUGCUACGUGACUGUGAUCUUAAUCCUGGAGCUGGUGCUCAGCUUCAGCUCCGCGACUAGUCGUCACUUGCCGCGCGUGUUGCCCUACGCUGAGGGUGAACAGGGUGUUCCCGUGUUUGGAGAUUGUGAGUUUCGCGUAAACGGUGAUCUCAAUGAUCCUGCUCCGCUCUUCGCGCGACAUGACUUUUACGAGCUAAUCGUGCCCGAUCCCACGGACACAGUGCGUCUAACCAAUGGCGAACUGCUCGACAUGUUCUGCCCGGGUGCUGGCUUUGCAGCACCCUUUCAAAAUCGCACACAACUUACUGUACAGUGCCUGCAGCAAAAAUACUUCCUGGUCGACAAUCUGAUCUAUCCAUUUGCCAACUUUAGCUGCGCUGCGUGGCCCAGCUACACGGCGCUGCGCACCGGGCGUCAGUGCAAUGGUGGCACUGAUCUGGUCAAGGUGGGCUUUCAGCUGGAUGAUGAUGGCUUUCUGCAAACCUACGAUGUCUGCCAUGAUGAGCUAGCCGAGGUCACACGCUAUGUACACCAUGUGCUGUAUCCCUCUAGCUACGAUUACCAACAUGGUGUGGCGCGGCCGAGUUUCGUAGAGCUGGACUUCUACGGCGGGCGGGACGUUAAUACCAAGUACACACAAGUCCAGCAAAAUAUUACAAUUAGCGAGAUUUUGGGCAUGGAUGCCUCGCCCUACUUUAAUUACACCGAAGAUCGCAUUUUAGCUCGCGGCCACAUGGUUGCUAAAACGGAUCAGAUAUUCGGUGCGGCACAAAUGUCUACCUUUCUGUUCAUCAACGUGGCCCCGCAAUGGCAGAGCUUCAAUGGCGGUAACUGGGAGCGUAUUGAGACGAGCGUUCGCAAAUUUGUGGCCGAUCGGAAUUUGACAGUUGACUGCUAUACCGGCACCUGGGGCGUCUCCACGCUGCCCGACAUCGAUGGCAUUGAGCGUGAACUUUAUCUCGACUUUGAUGAGAACAAUAAUGGUCUGAUACCAGUGCCCAAAUUAUACUUCCGUGUCAUUAUUAAUCGUGCCAGCCGUGAGGGCAUUGUUCUUGUGGGUGUUAACAAUCCCUAUGUCAGCUUGCAACAAAUUCAAAGUGAUUACACAGUGUGCGAAGAUAUUGGACAUCAGCUGAGUUGGGUUUCUUGGCUUAAAGAGGAUCUGCAUGAGGGCUUUUCAUAUGCUUGCACUGUGGAGGAUUUCACAGAAGUUGUUAAGGACUUGCCGCUUGAUGAUCUGCACACGAAUGGAAUACUUGGCCUGGAUAAUGAGUCAAGCACCACCACCGAAUAUCCCAGCACCGUUUCUACAGUCAGCACCACUGAGGAGCCCUCGACAACGUCGCCUGCAAGUACCACCGAGGAUCCUAGCACCGUUUCUACUAAGAGCCCCACUGAGGAGCCAUCAUCGACGUCGCCAUCAAGCCCCACCGAAUAUCCUAGCACGGUUUAUACAGUCAGCACAACUGAGGAGCCCACGACAACGUCGCCAGUAAGCUCCACCGAGUAUCCUAGCACGGUUUCUACAGUCAGCACCACUGAGGAGCCGUCGACAACGCCACCAGGAAGCUCUACCGAAUCAUCUAGCACCGCCGCUCCGACAGUCUCAACGACUGCAGCGCCUACAACUCCGCCGGAAAGCUCUACCGAAUCCUCCAGCACAGCAUCAAGUUCAACUGCAACAACCGGUGCACCGGUCACCCCAACUGCUAGUCCGUCUCCCACUCCUAAUCCCGAUCAAUGCUACUUUAGCACCAAUGGCGAUCUUAGAGAUCCUGCCCCACUGCUUACGCCACAGGGCGCACUAAGUUGGCUUUUGCCCACUGAAUCGGGUAUUUAUAUUGUCGAUGAUGGAUCCAGCAUUAAUUUGCACUGCACAGCAGCGCUGGCCACGCCCUUCAAUCGAUAUACCGCACUAACGGCACGAUGUGUGGGCAAUCAGAUGUACGAGGCAGAAGGCCUGAAUGUAGAGAUAGGCGCAUUUAGCUGCCAAACAUGGCCCAGUUACGAAGCCGUGCGCACUGGUGACCCCUGCGAGGGCGGCACUGAGCUACUUAAGAUUGGAUUCAAUGUGGCCGCCGGCCUGUUAACGCAGCUGGAGCUCUGCUAUGAUGAGCAGGCACAGAUAACACGCUACGCACGCUACGAGCUGACGCCAGCCAAUGUUGCCUAUCAGCGGAACGUGGCACAGCCGGGCUAUCUGCGUGCCGACUUCUAUGCUGGCAAGGACGUCAAUGUGUUCUACAGUCAAUCGCAUCAGCUUGAGGCGCUCAGCGAUAUUCUCGGCUUAGACGCGAGUGAGUACCUGGACAGCAGUCGCGACUUCUAUCUAACACGUGGACAACUCGCUGCUCGCCAAGAUUUUGUGCACGGCUCAGCGCAACGUGCCACCCACUUCUAUGUAAAUGCGGUGCCACAGUGGCGCAGCAUUAACAUCGGUAACUGGCUGGCUGUGGAACGUAGUCUGCGCCAAUUUGUGGCCAAUGAGGCGCUGAAUGUCAGCGUGCAUUCAGGUAGUUGGGGCGUGUCCACAUUGCCAAGUGCCACCGGCGAACAGACGCCGAUCUAUCUGGAUGCAAGCGCACAGCAGCUGCCUGUGCCUCGGCUGGUAUAUCGCAUUGUCAUCGAUCAGCUGAGUCGCAAGGGCAUUGCCUUGGUUGUGGCCAAUAAUCCACAUGCCAGCCUUUCCGAGAUUCUGCAGGAAUAUGUUGUGUGUGAGGAUGUGGGUGCACAGCUGGAUUGGCUAGACUGGGAAAAAGCGCAGAUCGAGAAUGGCUAUGCCUACGCAUGCUCUGUGGAAGACUUUACUGCUGUGGUCAAGGAUCUGCCACUGGAUCAGCUACACACCACAGGCUUGCUAGGUGUAACUGAAUUCGACGAAGGGCAGCCCCAGCAGCUGUGCAACUUUCGCGUGAACGGCGAUCUUAACGAUCCAGCUCCGCUUUUUGUUCUGCGUGACGCACAGAAUACGCCACAAUAUCUGCAGCCCAAUACGCAGGGUCUUGUGGAGCUGAAGCACGGAGAGACAGUUGAGCUGCAUUGCAGCGGCUCAAGGGGCUUUCAGGGACAAUUCGCGGGCUAUGCUCAACUAAAUGCCAGCUGCUGGCAACACGAGAGUUUCCUGGUGCUUGGCAGUGUCUACCAGAUCAACGAGUUUGUGUGCACCUCCUGGCCAAGCUACACAGCCCGACGCACAAAUCGCCAGUGCAAUGGCGGCACCAAUCUGUUGGAGGUAGGCUUCCAGCUAGCCAACAAUGCGGAAUACGACGAUUUCCUGCAAACGUACGAUGUAUGCCACAAUGAGCUGGAAGAGGUAACACGCUAUGUGCACCAUGUACUGACGCCCAGCAGUGCACAGUAUCAGCGAUCUGUUAGCCGGCCCAGCUUUAUAACUGGUGACUUUUAUGGCGGCAAGGACGUCAACGGCAAGUACACACAGGUGCAGCAGAACAUCACAAUCAGCGAAAUUCUGGGCAUGGAUGCCUCGCCAUAUUUCAAUGUUAGCGGCAACGUGUAUCUGGCCAGGGGCCACCUGUCCGCAAAGACGGACUACAUUUUUGGUGCCGCCCAGCAGGCGAGCUUCUUCUUUGUGAAUGCCGCGCCCCAAUGGCAGACCUUCAAUGCGGGCAACUGGGAGCGCAUCGAGGAUAGCGUGAGGAAGUUUGUUGCCGAUGAGAACAUUACCGUGGAUUGUUAUACAGGCACGUGGGGCGUCUCCACGCUGCCGGAUGCAGAGGGCGUGCCCCACGAGCUCUAUCUGGACUUUGAUGUGAAUAACAAUGGUCUAAUACCAGUGCCCGCGUUAUAUUUCCGUGUGAUUAUCGAUCGGGAUAGUCGCAAGGGCAUUGUGCUGUUGGGCGUUAACAAUCCGCAUAUUAGCCUGCAGGAGAUUCAGGAAGACUACGUUAUCUGCCCAGACAUUGGUGAUCAAAUCAGCUGGAUUAGCUGGACCAAGGAAGAUCUAAAGAAGGGUUAUUCGUAUGCCUGCACUGUAGAAGACUUCAUAGAAGUUGUCAAAGAUUUGCCAUUGGAGAGUCUGCAAACGAAUGGCAUAUUAGGUAUUUCGACGUAA